UUGACAGCAGCUGUCAAAAUUUUGUCUCCUUGGCAACGAGCUGAAAAACGAAUAACAAAAUAAAAGAGAUUUCACCAAAGUAGUUGCUACGAAACUGAGGCAAAGGAUUUUCCGCCUCCCCAUUUUUUCGCACAGGCUGUGUGCCCCGUCAACGACACUUUUGGGUGAAAACAAGCAAACUGAACCGAGGGGAGCGUCCAUAUCGUAUCGUGAAAAAGACAAAAACUGCGCUCCAGUGUUCGUAAGGUGAGAAGUGCAACAUAUUCCUGUAUGGUGUUUCUGUGCUGAAAUCAUCGUCCUCACCUCGUACACCCAGUGCAGCAAAUCCAGGCAAUUGGGCAGCAUUUAUCGAGUGAUCCCCGCGUACGGAAGGAUUGGGAAAAGCAAAGCAAUCACCUGCUGGCGUAGUGCACAGCAGCUUUCGGUACGCGAAACGGCUAAUAAGUAGAUUUGUGCUUGUACAAGUAACCGGUUCGUUCGCAUAGCUUACCGACUGAGAAGGAAAAUAUUGCAUUCCUUCGUAACUGCUGGAAAACGAGCCAAAGGGCCACUGCUACUUCCUGCCCCAUUAGCCUGGUGCGUUCGAGUGUGUGCGUGCGUGUGUGCGUACGUCAUGUUGGAAAACUAACAUUCUUCCUUUUGCUGCUGUGACUAGUGCUUGUGUAACAACAACAACAGGUCGUCCGUCGGUGCAAUAGAACCUUCAAGCAACAGAACCACUGCUGGAAUGCAACCGUCCACUUGGUAGAGCAACCUCUAUAUAGGUGUCCCCUCCCCAACAUCAACGAUGGAUCGAAACUCACACCAGUGCGAGGAUUUUUCCCCGGAGAAGAUGCUCUACAUCCUUCGAAAAGGAUAGAGAGGAUUUUUUUUCCUUCAGUCUGGGAGCAUAAUUUUCCUAUCCAUCUCAAGAGAGAGAGAGAGAAUAUUAAGCAUCGAAACAAAGAAACAAACCUACAAAACUUAUCAUUCAAGCUAGAGUAAUUUCGCUCAUCAAACGAAGCUAGUAACGAUUACCAUCAAAGCAUCAGUACCAUUUCACUCUCCAAAAACUCCAGUGAUAUCUGUGCCGCCCAGACAUUCUUGAACAACAUUUCAUAUCAACGCUUAACCCCGUUAUCAUCAACGACAAACUUUGAGCUGUCGCAUGUUAUAGAGCGAGCGACCAGGCAGGUCCUGACACACUUUACAGGGAAGAUUAACAGAUAAACUAUUUAACCGGCUGCUCUCCUAGUGCCCGAGAGUACUAUUUAUGCACAGCAGAACGCGCAUUGAUAUUUUAGCACCGUAAAACAUGGCGACACGUUUAGCAGCGCAGCGAAACUUUAUUGCCGUGAUUCCCGCCGUAAGUGGUGGGUCUGCUUCCGUAACAGUCGAGCCUGCUGGCGAAGGAGGAACCACAGCAGUACAGAAACCCGUCACUGAACCCGCUGAGACCGAAGGCACAGCGAACGGUACUAGUCAAACCACGGCCGAGGUAGUAACGGUCAGUGUGGCAAGCUCGUCCCCAACCGUGAUGGCUUCCCGUCCUGGUGCAAAUUCGACACAGCUACCCACAAUCACCAUUGCCGGUGGUGGGCUGAAAAAUGGAAACGCGAAAGGAGCGCUCGUGCCGACUGCCUUGCUGGCAAACAAUUCCAACAUCAUGAACAUCCUGAGUAACGCGAAUGGACUGUCGUUGCAACAAAUCAUUCAGCAGAAGAAAAUUGUGAUAAACACAAACGGUACGCUGAUCGACCUAGUACAGUUGAAUGACGAUAAUGAAAGUGUCGAGAUCAAGGCCGACGGUGAGAAGCUGCUGGACAGUUCGACUGCAAACGAAAGCGUGGAAAGCGGUAGCUCUGGUUCGGAAGCCACUGCAGACGAGACGCCACAGGUGGCCGUCGUGCAGAGUCCGGGCGGUGGUACGCCUCAGUACAUAACCGUAACAGUUUCCUCACCCGAUAGCGUGCCCAACCAACACACCUACGUGCAGUAUGUCGACUCGGACAUGUACAACACUUCCGGCCAGGGACAGACGCAAAUGACCUAUCCCGUGUACACCGUUGGGGAUUACGGCACAAAUGGGCAGCAGCAGCAACAGCAGUACUACACCACGAGUGGAGCCUACGGUACAGCGGGUGCCGGCACGGGAAGCACUCACACCGACACUACCGGCAACGGCACCAGCAACGGUACCGGCACCACCGGAACUGGCCCGAACGGCGUCAAUGGCAGCGUAUCGUCCGGCAACGGCGGUUCCGCUGCCGGCAACGCUAAUCAGCAGCAGUACAUUGUGCCCGUGGAUGAGUCGGUCCUGCUCGGCAGUGCCGGCAGCGGGAACACUUCCGGUGUGCAACAGCAGCAGUCCGAUUCGUCGCCACAAAACAUGACGGACGUAGCGUCCUACUUGCACGCGCACCAAACGGCGUCCGUUGGUCAGGAGCUCGACUCCGCGCCCAAUAUGACCCACGCGGCCCGCGUUCUGCCCGCCACGGUGAGCUGGCUGAUGGAGAACUACGAAACGGCGGACGGUGUCAGCUUGCCGCGAUCGACACUGUACAACCACUACAUGUGGCACUGCAACGAGAACAAGCUGGACGCGGUGAAUGCGGCCAGCUUCGGCAAGCUGAUCCGGUCGGUGUUUAGCGGGCUGCGGACGCGCCGGCUGGGCACGCGGGGCAACAGCAAGUACCACUACUACGGCAUUCGCAUCAAACCGACGUCCCCGCUGGUGCAUGCGAUCGAGUGUAAGCCUCAGCACGGCUCGGGCGGUGUUGGCGGGCUCGGCGGAAUGGUUGGUCACCAUCAGCAGCUGGGUGGAAGCAACGGGCUCGGUGGCGGAAAUGGAACGGGCGGCAACAAUGGGAUGCAUGGCCACGCCGGAGGCGGCAAUCACGCGAACGGACUGCAUGGCAGCAAUGGCAGUUCCAUGGCGCACGGCGGUGGUGGUGGUGGUGGUGGCGGCGGCGGUGGCCAUUUACAGCAAGGUGUGGUUGGGGGUGCAAAUGGAGGCGGUGGAAGUGGAGGCGGCCAUGGUAUGGCGAUGCACCAUGGUCGUGGUAAGAAGAACAGCUUCAAGGCGGAAAUGCCCGAGUCCUGUGCGCAGUAUCUGGGCGAUCCGAACGGUGCCAUACCGCAGUUUCCGAUCAUAGACAUGAUUCACCCCCUGCCGGACGAUAUCACAAUGGAGGACGUGGACACGCUGCGCUCGAUCUACCGCGAGCACUGCGAGGCGUUCCUGGAUGCUAUCCUGAACCUGGACUUCAACAUGAUCGAAUCGCUGUGGCGCGAGUUUUGGCGCGCCGAGAACAACAACAACAACGGGGACGAGUGCGAGGAGGAAAAGUAUCUCAGCAAGCAGAAGCUGUACCUGCUGACGCAGUGCGAACCGGUGCAGGAGUUUGUCAAGCACGUCGACCUCCAGUUCUACCAGAGCAUGGUGGACGUGCUGAUCCCGGACGUGCUGCGACCGAUACCGACCGGGCUGACCCAGGCGAUUCGCAACUUUGCGAAGAACCUCGAGAACUGGCUAACGUCGGCGAUGGGCGGCUGCCCGGAGCCGAUCGUCGCGAUAAAGCUGUCGGCGGUGGCCGCCUUUGGGCAGACGCUGCGCCGCUACACCUCGCUCAACCAUCUGGCGCAGGCGGCCCGGGCCGUGCUGCAGAACGGCACGCAGAUCGCCCAGAUGCUGAGCGAUCUGAACCGGGUCGACUUCCGCAACGUGCAGGAGCAAGCCUCCUGGAUCUGCCAGUGCGAUACGGCGGUGGUGCAGCGGCUCGAGAACGACUUCAAGGCCGCCCUGCAGCAACAGAACACGCUCGAGCAGUGGGCGGGCUGGCUGCAGAACGUGGUCGAUGACGCACUGCAGGAGUACCGGGGCAAGCCGAGCUUCGUGCAUGCCGCCAGACAGUUUCUGCUCAAGUGGAGCUUCUACAGCUCGAUGGUGAUCCGCGAUCUGACACUCCGGUCCGCCGGCAGCUUCGGCAGCUUUCACCUCAUACGGCUGCUGUACGACGAGUACAUGUUCUUCAUCAUCGAGCAUAAGGUGGCGAAGGCGACCAACACUACGCCGAUUGCGGUUAUGGGAGAGAAAAUCAACUCGCGCCCCGUACAAGACGAUCUGGACCGGAUGCUCUACACCAGCGAGUACGGCAUGGUCAACGUGAAGCUGGAGCCGAGCGCGAAACGGAUGCGCAGUUAGUCAAUUAAACGCGAAACCAUGUCCACCGUCAGUGGUGGCACUGGCUGAAGUAGUGCGGCCCCGGCCGGAGGAUGGUGCCGAUUUGAAGCAUUCCCGUUUUGUGUAGCGUCGCUGUAGCCAGCUUUGCACUGUGUUUGUGCUGUAGUGCAUUUAGUGCGGCGUGUCGUUCGCACCUAGGCAACACUUCCGGAUGUACAACAGCAGCGGCAUACCUUUCUACGCGCGCCAUACGGUUUCACGCGACCGCGCAGUCAGUCGCGAAGCGCCUACGACCUUUGUAUAGAGGACCGUUUACCGAGAUUUGAUUGUAAGCCAUUCCUAACAUCCCAUGUAUGUUUAAUUUAGCCGUUCAGAGGGGGGAGGGCGUGACGACAGCUAUGGGCGCCAGUUGACGGUUCGGCUCGAUCGUCCGUUUGGGUCCGUAGAUCGUGAUCGAAAACGGCAUUAAAAAACUAGCGGGUUUCACUUAUUCCGAUAAAGAUAGAAAUUAUUUAUUAUUUAUUUUGACCGCCCUCCGGUAAUCCCUUCCACGCGGAAGUGGGCCCAACUGGAGGGUACGACUCUAGAAGAAAGCAGAGAGAGCGAGAGCAGGGCUUUGCGUUCCGUUACGGUUUAUUUUCUUUUCGCCUCACACCUUUCUCAAGCACAAAUGUAGGGAAAGAUACAGAACUAAUAGUAGCGCAGGGGGUGCGUGAGUGCGUGGGGCAGGGGGGGUCAUAUUUAUAUAAGUGCACGCGCAUCGUACCGACAUGUACCGAAAUGAAACGAGCUAUAGAGACACGUAUCUGCCCGAACUGGGCUGGUGAGAAAUGGAAUUGAAUGUAAGUUAGUUCUACUUGUUACUACUAUACAUAGCGUGUGUGCGUGUUAUUUUCUGCCAUACCACUCGUGACGAUGGUUUAUUCAUCGCUUCCGGGAAAGGGGAGGGGAGGAGGUGGGUGGGUAUAUUGUUGGACCGUUUUUUUUUUUUUAACAAAAGCUACGACAACAAACAAAGUAAACUGACAAAAGAAAUGGGUUUUCAGAUCGCGAAAGAGAAUAUAGAUGUAUAUUUAUUGGCCAACCAACCGUCCGGGAAGGUUUGGUGGUUUUGCUGCUUCUGGGUCCCAAUUUUUAGUCUUAGAAGUAACCACGAAGAAAAGGUAGAUCAAAGCUUAACUAUGCAACUAUAGUUUGUAAAGCGGUAAAGGGACGGACGCGAUUCAACCUGUUCGAUGGAUUAUAUUAAAUAUGUAUGUGCCUGUCUCGUGAUCAUCAGCAGAGAGAACAAAGCGAAACCCCGUAAAGAAAAGAAAAACCAGAUAAAUUGUAGAAUAAUGUUGCAGAACUCCAAAUCAUUUAUAAAGGGAACGGGUGGAGAAAGAUAUCCUCCCUACGGGUGUAAAUGGCAGCGCAGAAUAAAUUACACCAUUUGCCGCUAUUACUGGGGGAAGGAUCAAUUUUAAAACCAUUCAAAGUCGAAAAAGGCGUUACCGUUUUUGCAUUAACAUAGACGUACGAUGUGUGUGUGUGCGUGUGUGCGAUGAUCUCGGCUUACAAAUCAAACAGACCGCACGCGCAUGCCAAGGGAGGGAAGGGAAGUAUUUCGUUUUAACGAACGUCGCAUUCUGGGUCGUCCGCAUCCUGCGCCCUGCCCUGGGGCACGCGCACCGGAAUAUCGAUACCAUCUAGUCGCGAAUGUCAACCAAAUACGAAUGAUUAAAACUACUGAGCUGCUGGUACACGCUUGCGCUGAGUCAUAGGUGUGUAAGUGUAAUUUACCAAAAAUAAAUCUGAAAUGGUUUAACCUCUGGCUUAAGAAAAACGUAUAACAUGGGCAAAGUGGGGGCAUAGUUUGGUGGUAAAAUAUUUACGAAUUCAAAGGGACAACAGCGGUCGUUUGAUGUCCGAAGUGUAGGGGAGAAGACAUGCACUGUGCAAUUUUUGUUUUGAAAUUAACCGGCGAGUGCACGGAGCAAAUAACAAAAGCAUAAAGAAUGGGAAAAAGUCAAAAUUUACAACAAAAAAAAAGAUAGAUA
Molecule: messenger RNA, 6201 nt
Organism: Anopheles gambiae (African malaria mosquito)
Lineage: Eukaryota; Metazoa; Arthropoda; Insecta; Diptera; Culicidae
Gene: Rfx
Product: DNA-binding protein RFX2
Exons: 9
Coding region: 1295-4183 (962 amino acids)
Biological process (GO): regulation of transcription by RNA polymerase II
Molecular function (GO): DNA-binding transcription factor activity, RNA polymerase II-specific; RNA polymerase II cis-regulatory region sequence-specific DNA binding
Source: RefSeq, a predicted model, not a curated record